Messenger RNA from Grammomys surdaster, 7171 nucleotides. It is a transcript of the gene Atp13a3, whose product is annotated as ATPase 13A3. Gene Ontology annotation, cellular component: late endosome membrane. The transcript is spliced from 34 exons. Gene Ontology annotation, biological process: polyamine transmembrane transport; intracellular calcium ion homeostasis. Bases 235 to 3984 code for a protein of 1249 amino acids. The record is from RefSeq and is a predicted model, not a curated record. Gene Ontology annotation, molecular function: ATPase-coupled monoatomic cation transmembrane transporter activity; ATP hydrolysis activity; P-type ion transporter activity. NCBI's taxonomy places the organism in Eukaryota, Metazoa, Chordata, Mammalia, Rodentia, Muridae.
CGGCCGCCGGCGCCGGCCGAGGGCGAUGGGGCUGGGCUGAGGAGAGGCGGCGGCGGUGGCGAAAGCGGCCCCCCGGCCCCCUGCGGCCUUUUGGCUGCCCGGGCCGGGAGGCCGCGGACAAGUCAGCACGGCGGCGCGGCUGGUCUGACAGAAGCAUCCUAGGAUCUUGGUGUCUGGACAUAAGAGUUACCUUCACCUGUUGUGAAGCACAGCACCUUUCAAGCCACUGUAGAAAUGGACAAAGAAGAAAGGAAGAUUAUCAACAAGGGUCAAGAAGAUGAAAUGGAGAUACAUGGCUAUAACUUAUGUCGCUGGAAGCUUGCCAUGGUUUUUGUAGGGGUGAUUUGUACCGGUGGUUUUCUCCUCCUCCUCCUCUACUGGAUGCCUGAGUGGCGAGUGAAAACCACAUGUGUUAGAGCUGCAGUUAAAGACUGUGAAGUGGUGCUUCUCAGGACGACUGAUGAAUUUAAAAUAUGGUUUUGUGCAAAAAUUCACUUUCUUCCUCUGGAUAAUCAACCAAAUUUGAAUGCAAAAUCUUUAGUUAAUAAGGUUCCUAAUGGCCAUGCUGUUCUUCUGACUGAAGAAAAUAGAUGCGAGAUGAAUAAAUACUCACAGAAUCAGUCACAACAGAUGCGUUAUUUUACUCACCAUAGCAUAAGAUAUUUCUGGAAUGAUGCCAUUCACAAUUUUGAUUUCUUAAAGGGACUGGAUGAAGGUGUAUCUUGUGCAUCAAUUUAUGAAAAGCAUAGUGCAGGACUGACAAAGGGGAUGCAUGCCUACAGAAAGUUGCUCUAUGGAGUAAAUGAAAUUGCUGUGAAAGUGCCUUCUGUUUUUAAGCUUCUAAUUAAAGAGGUUCUCAACCCAUUUUACAUUUUCCAGCUGUUCAGUGUUGUCCUGUGGAGCAUUGAUGAAUACUAUUACUAUGCUCUAGCCAUUGUGAUUAUGUCCAUAGUGUCCAUUCUAAGUUCACUAUACUCCAUUAGAAAGCAAUAUGUUAUGUUACAUGACAUGGUGGCAACUCACAGUACUGUGAGAGUGUCAGUCUGUAGAGUAAAUGAAGAAAUAGAAGAGAUCUUUUCUACAGACCUUGUGCCGGGAGAUGUCAUGAUCAUUCCAUUAAAUGGGACAGUCAUGCCUUGUGAUGCAGUACUUAUUAAUGGUACUUGCAUUGUAAAUGAAAGCAUGUUAACAGGAGAAAGUGUUCCAGUGACAAAGACUAAUUUGCCAAAUCCUUCAGUGGAUGUGAAAGGAGUGGGGGAGGAGCAGUACAGUCCAGACACACACAAGCGGCACACUCUGUUCUGUGGGACGACUGUUAUUCAGACCCGUUUCUACACUGGAGAACUUGUGAAAGCCAUAGUAGUUAGAACAGGAUUUAGUACUUCCAAAGGACAGCUUGUUCGUUCUAUACUGUAUCCCAAGCCAACUGACUUUAAACUCUACAGAGAUGCCUACUUGUUCCUGCUGUGUCUUGUGGUGGUGGCCGGGAUUGGAUUUAUCUACACAAUCAUCAAUAGCAUCCUAAAUGAGAAAGAAGUUAAGGAAAUAAUUAUUAAGUCUCUUGAUAUCAUUACAAUUACUGUGCCACCUGCUCUUCCUGCUGCAAUGACUGCUGGGAUUGUGUAUGCUCAGAGAAGACUGAAAAAAGUUGGGAUUUUCUGUAUUAGUCCCCAGAGGAUAAACAUCUGUGGACAGCUGAAUCUUGUUUGCUUUGACAAGACUGGAACUCUUACCGAAGAUGGUUUAGAUCUGUGGGGAAUUCAGCGAGUGGAAAAUACCCGAUUCCUUUUACCAGAAGACAAUGUUUGUAGUGAGAUGUUGGUAAAAUCUCAAUUUGUUGCUUGUAUGGCUACUUGUCAUUCACUUACAAAAAUCGAAGGGGUUCUUUCUGGUGAUCCACUUGAUUUAAAAAUGUUUGAAGCCAUUGGAUGGAUUCUGGAAGAAGCAACUGAAGAAGAAACAGCACUUCAUAACCGUAUCAUGCCUACUGUGGUUCGUCCUUCCAAACAACUGCUUCCUGAGUCUACAACUGCAGGAAACCAAGAAAUGGAGCUGUUUGAACUUCCAGCUAUUUAUGAGAUAGGAAUUGUUCGCCAGUUUCCAUUUUCUUCUGCCUUGCAACGGAUGAGUGUGGUUGCAAGGACACUAGGUGACAAGAGGAUGGAUGCCUACAUGAAGGGGGCCCCUGAGGUCAUCGCCAGUCUCUGUAAACCCGAAACGGUUCCAGUUGAUUUUGAGAAAGUAUUAGAAGAUUAUACCAAACAAGGCUUCCGUGUCAUUGCUCUUGCACACAGAAAAUUGGAGUCAAAGCUGACCUGGCAUAAAGUUCAGCAUAUUAGCAGAGAUGCCAUUGAAAACAACAUGGAUUUUAUGGGAUUGAUUAUAAUGCAGAACAAAUUGAAGCAGGAAACCCCAGCAGUACUUGAAGAUUUGCAUAAAGCCAACAUUCGAACUGUCAUGGUCACAGGAGAUAACAUGUUGACGGCUGUCUCUGUGGCCAGAGACUGUGGGAUGAUUCUACCUCAGGAUAAAGUUAUUAUUGCUGAAGCAUUACCUCCAAAGGAUGGGAAAGUUGCUAAGAUCAAUUGGCAUUAUACAGACUCCCUGACACAGUGCCGUGAAUCAUCAGCCAUUGACUCAGAGGCUAUUCCAAUUAAACUUGCCCAUGAUAGUUUAGAGGAUCUUCAGGUGACUCGCUACCAUUUUGCGAUGAAUGGAAAGUCCUUCUCGGUGAUCCUGGAACAUUUUCAAGAUCUCGUUCCUAAGUUGAUGUUGCAUGGCACUGUGUUUGCUCGAAUGGCACCAGAUCAGAAGACACAGUUGGUGGAAGCAUUGCAGAAUGUAGACUAUUUUGUUGGGAUGUGCGGUGAUGGUGCAAACGAUUGUGGUGCUUUGAAGAGGGCACAUGGUGGCAUUUCCUUAUCUGAGCUUGAAGCUUCUGUGGCAUCUCCUUUUACUUCUAAGACACCCAGUAUCUCCUGUGUGCCAAACCUUAUCAGGGAAGGCCGUGCUGCUUUGAUGACGUCUUUCUGUGUGUUUAAAUUUAUGGCGCUAUACAGCAUCAUACAAUACUUCAGUGUUACUCUCCUGUAUUCUAUCUUGAGUAACCUGGGAGACUUUCAGUUUCUCUUCAUUGAUCUGGCAAUCAUUUUGGUAGUAGUAUUUACAAUGAGUUUAAAUCCUGCCUGGAAAGAGCUUGUGGCACAGAGACCACCUUCAGGCCUUAUAUCCGGGGCACUCCUCUUCUCCGUCUUGUCUCAGAUUGUGAUCUCCGUUGGAUUUCAGUCACUCGGUUUUUUCUGGGUCAAGCAGUAUAAAGUGUGUGAUCCAUAUUCAGAUGUUUGUAAUACAACAAGAAGCGCAUGUUGGAACUCAUCACACUUAUACAAUGGGACUGAACUCGAUUCGUGUAAAAUACAAAAUUAUGAAAAUACCACAGUGUUUUUUAUCUCCAGUUUUCAGUACCUCACAGUGGCGGUUGCCUUUUCAAAAGGAAAACCAUUCAGGCAGCCUUGCUACAAGAAUUAUUUUUUUGUUAUAGCUGUAAUUAUUUUGUAUGUUUUCAUAUUAUUCAUCAUGUUGCAUCCAGUUGCCUCUGUUGACCAGGUUCUAGAGAUUAUGUGUGUACCAUACCAGUGGCGCAUAUACAUGCUUAUCAUUGUUCUUGUCAAUGCCUUCGUGUCUAUCACGGUGGAGAGCUUCUUCCUUGACACGGUCCUUUGGAAAGUUGUGUUCAAUCGAGACAAACAAGGAGAGUGUCGUUUCAGCACCACACAGCCACCACAGGAGUCAGUGGAUCGAUGGGGAAAAUGCUGCUUGUCCUGGGCCCUGAGCUGUAGAAAGAAGACUCCAAAAGCAAAGUACAUGUACCUGGCACAGGAGCUCCGCUUCGAUCCUGAGUGGCCACCUAAGCCUCAGACAACGACGGAAGCCAAAGCUGUAGUAAAGGAGAAUGGAUCAUGUCAGAUCAUCACCAUAGCAUAGCGAAGACUGCUCUGCUAUGCCAGUAGCAGUAUUCAGCAAGAUGUGCUGUUGAGCUUUUCUGACCCUGUGUCAGAAUGGCACCAAUUCAGUUUAUAUCCCUCUCAUAAUAUGGCAGUUGAUUAAAACACAAAAACGGUAACAUGUCAUUUGCUGCACAGUUAUUAACUAUAAAUCUGGCUAUAUCUUCAUGCAGUAACCUAAAUAUGAUAUACACUUUAUAUUGGGUAUGAGAGAACUGUAUUUGGGUUAUAGAUUUUAGCUUUUGACACUAGUUUGCCUCUUUAAAUUUAAUUUUCACAAAUCCCUUUAUUAGGAAGUUCUUUUACAUAUAGGCCCAAAAAUUGUGAUUGUUAAAAAUUAUAGUUGUUAAUUGUGAUUAGCCUUCAGUGACAGUAGGUUGAAAGCCUAUUUUGAUCCCAGUGUUUUCUCCCGAAGAACUGUAUGUUAAAUAUAACCAGUUUUCUUUUAUGACCUGGAGUUAGGAGUGAGUUUCUGUGUUAUUGUUGAUAAAACAACUCAGGUAAUUUCCAUUUCUGGUUUUAUAUUCUCUGUGUAGCCUGCCUGGGUGUCACUUUCUAGCCAGUAAGGUGCUCCAUUGCUGUCUUCAGAUGUCCUUCAUAGUAUUCCAUGGGUCCCAUGCAGUAUCUGACGUCAGCAGUCUAGUUAAGCAAAGAACUCUCUCACUAGAAAGAUUUGUUUCUGAGCCAGGCAUGACAGUAAAGGCCCCUAAUCCUACACAGGAGUCUGAGGCAGGAGAAUUGUUCUUAGUCCAAGAAUAGCCUAGAAUAGAUAGUAAAAGCCUGUCUCAGAAUACACAUGCCGAAAGAUUGAGGUUAAUUCUCUUGGCAGUAGAUCUCAUUCAUAUCUCUUCAAACCUUUUUUUUUUUUUUGAGACUUGUAUCAUUUUAAAUAUUUCAUAUUUCCUUUCUCCCUCUCCUACCUAAAAGAAUGGAAUGAUGCUGUUUUUGUUUUGCUUUGAGUUAGACCUUAGCCUUACUAUAUGUCUCUCCUUUGAAUAAUGGGGCUUAAAAGAAUAAUGAAUAUUGAAUUUGAAUGACUUUUACAAAGCAAUAUGAACUUGUAGAGUUUGCUUCGUGCCAUUAGGUGGCACCAGAGAUCAUCACAUACCUAUUUUGUAACAAGUGAGCUUGAGAAAAUUAAAUAUAUACAUUUUUAGCUAACCAGAAUGAGGAAAGCAUUUACAAAAUUUAUGUUUUAUCUGAUUGUGUUCAGUUUUCAAGGAGCUUUCACAAUGCCUUCCUAGGUAGGACCUGCCAGUUUGGCAGUGCUAUAAAAUUUUUUUUGGCCUAAAUUAGCCAAAAAACAAAACAAAAAAAAAGAGUAACAUUAUUCUGUGUUCUUUUUUAACUAACUACAGGUGCAUGCUUUCCACUCCGGGUUGAUCAUAUUUUCCUAGUACACACCAGUUUACCAAAUGUUAACCAGAUUUGUGGAAUUUUUUUUUCUCUUGUUUUUUUGGCUUUUUGUUUGUUUGUUUGUUUUGUUUUUAAUGUUGCAAAGCCCCGAAUGAUGUUUGAUAAUUGUAGAAAAAGUAAAUUCGUCUCAGGAUCACUGUUACUGCUAUUGCCACUAGUGAUUCUUAGGAAAUAUAUAAUCGACCUUUUCCAGCAAAAUGUAUGAUAUUAUAUGUUAGAUAAUAAGAACAAUUGUCCCAUGAAUGAUUCUAUGAAGCUAUGCAUCUUAGACCUCUUGAGCUGUGAAUUAGCACUAUUUUCUAUAGUUCCUUAUUCUUUAUUAUUUUAUACUUUCUAUGUUCAUUUCAAUAAUGUUAAUGUUAUUCAAUCAUUUUCUGAAUUGUUAACUCUUAUUCUUUGGUUUAAAUACUGAAACAUGACUAAUUGCUAACUAUAGCUUAGAAACCCAGUAUCAAUUGUAUUUAACAUCUUUAAGAGCGUGAUCAUAAAGGUAUUUGACACUUCAUUUUAACAUUUAGAGUUGAUAAGGGUUUAUAUCUCAUCUGUUCAUAUUGUUUGCAAAGGAACAAGGUUUUAUGUAGGUGAGAGAAAGCAUUUGUACGAAGUUAGAUUUGAACAUAGACAGGAUAGGUUAUUCCAGUUAAGAAUGUUGUUCAGAGAAUGUCUGUGAAUCCAGACGUGGAUGGGUCCUGCUUAGUGCCAUAGGUAGAUCGAGUCUUCUGUAGGUCAUCAUUACAUAGUAAUUUUGGUUCUGAAUUUUACGUUAAAUUAUUUGAGUAUAUACAGACCUAAAUUUUAAAAUCUGUACAUAUAUUAUUUUGAUGUAUUAAGAUUGAUAAUAUUGCUGAUUUAAAUUUUAUUUAUGCACAUACUUAAAGGACAGAAAUGUCUGGGAAAGUAAUUGUUAAAUAAUGAUAUGUAGCUUUUUAACUUUUUAAAUAAAUAACAAGAUUUUUUAAUGUGGGUCUCCCUCAGGGUUGUUUAAAGUUGUAUGUUUUCUUCCCUUAAAUAUAAAUAAAUAGUGGUAACUGCUUUCUAUCUUCUAGCUCCCACUGCUGUAAGGGAAUGCUGCAAACAGUGCUUGGGCGAGGGUGGGGCGCCACAGCAAAGCCUGGGGUACAAACGCUUUCCAGGUCGCACUGUUCAUUUAAGCAAACCUGUUGUUGUUUUUAUAAUUUAUUUCCCAUGUUGAUGAAAGUACUGCACAGUUUCAGAGGCAUGGUAAAUAAUAUGUCAUUCAUAUAUAUAUAUAUAUAUAUAUAUAUAUAUAUAUAUAUAUAUUCCAAAAGCAGCAAAAACUCAUAUCCAGUGAAGAGCAACUUCAAGCUUUAGACAACAUCUAAUAUCUCAUGCAUGCAACUUUGUUGUAUCAGAUAAAAAAGUUUUGUAUAUUUAUGGUGGGAGGCUACUGGGAACUUUUAUCAAAAUAGGGUAUUAACUUUUGUACAGUCUAGGUAUUUACAUGUAUUUUUAAUGUAUUACAAUUUGGUAAUUAUGUGCACAUGAAAUUAAUAAAAGUUACUUCCUGUUAUAAUUUGUGAAUUCCCUGAGACCGUGGAUUUUUUUAAGUAACUUUAUAUAUCAGAAAUGACAGACACAUCUUUAUAUUUUUAAAAUUGUAUUGCUGCUCAAGAAUGGUACCCUGUUGUCAAAAAGGUAGAUAUUCCUAAUUGUACAUUCAGCAUUGUAAAUACCAUAUGAAAUCCUUUUUGAUUGAAGCUAUUCAAAAUAAAAAAUUUUAAUGAAUUAAA